AAGGUAUUAACUCCACUACGCUUCUCUCUCUACAAUUACUCCUUAAGAGCUUCUCUCUCUAGAAUAUUGAGUAUUGCUAACUUGAGCAUCAGAGAGUUCCCCAAGGAAACAUUCUUGGCAUUUUCAGGGAACCGCCCCCCAAGAGGUAGCAUGGAUGACCAAGAUAAUACUCAACCUUUGGAAAGUGACCUGAAUGACUUCCGGCCAAUGCCGAGAAACCUUUUCAUUGGCAAAGUAGAACAAGAACAAUCAAAUAGCUUGGGUGAUGAACGAACACCUAUUGGGUAUGCAACCCAACCCAAAGAACAGUUUCACAUCCCAGCGGAAACUAAGCGAAGGCAUUCUAGGCAAAAUGCUUCACUACCUGAGAGACCCAUGGAAUUUGCUCGAACAACCGAGUUAGAAGAAAAAACUAGAGUUCUAGAAAUGGCCACGGGAACAAUUCUCUCUCGUCUGAUCCCUGAUGUCCCAUUAAUUCCUUUGCUGAAUAGGGGUGAGCAGCCAGUAGUAGUAGUUGCAACUUGCAACUCCCCGGCCUUGAGUAAUGUGGUGGUUCCAACCAAGCCAAGGGGAAGUGGAAGAUUAAAUCUAGAGCCCGGCUUGUCCAAGCACAAUGAUGAAUUAAUGAAGAAAAACGCAGAACUCGAGAAGCAGCUUAAGGAUAUGCAAAGUGCUCCUCUCAACAUGUCCAUUACAGCAAAACCAUAUCAGGAGGGAUUUAAGAUUCCCCAUUUAGAAACAUAUGAUGGUUUUGAUGACCCAGACGAACACUUGCACGCCUAUCAAGCCAUCAUGAAAAUUCAGAACAUUACUGAUGCAAUGAUGUGCAAGGUGUUCCCUGCAACGUUGAAAUCCAUUGCUAGAAGAUGGGAGAUAAAACGAACUGCUAUUGAGUUGAUGCAAGUACACCAGAGGGAAGGAGACUCUUUGAGAGACUAUAUGCAAUGGUUCAACAAGGCCACCCUGGACAUUGAUAAUGUCCCUGAUACCAUCUGUUUAUCUACGCUACUGCACGACCCCAAACCUAGUUGGUUCCUAAACGACUUAUUGGAAAAUCCACUAAAGUCGUGGAAUGAAGUAAAUGACAGGCCACUUAAACGACCAUUUGAGGAAACAGAAUGGGAAAAUAUGCCUAUUACCUUUAGUCCUGCAGAUUACAAACGACUAGAGGGAAAACCCAACGUCAUGAUGCCCCAUACUGACCCCUUCGUGGCAACAAUCCACAUCGGUAAUCACAAUGUCAAUAAGGUCUUCAUAGAUACAAGCAGCUCUCUAGACAUUCUAUAUUGGAGGUACUUUCAAAAGAUGCAGUUAAACGCAGCUUCCUUGAAGAAAUAUGAAAGGCUAAUCUAUGGAUUUAACAAUCAGCCCAUCCCUGUUGAGGGAGUAAUCACACUUCCCAUCUACGUGGGUGCUGAACCACGGUUUAGAAUGGCAUCAGUGAACUUUAUGAAGGCUGAGCCAGUAGAGCUAGUAGAAACAAUUCCAUUAAAUCCGAAUGAAUUAGAAAAAAUGGUGAAAAUUGGAACUAAGCUUAUAGAGGAAGAGAGGAUGGAGCUCUUGGAGUUUUUGAAGGCCAACCAAGAUGUUUUCGCAUGGACAACAGACGAAAUGUUUAGAAUUCCGACAAAGUUGGCAGUCCACAAGCUCAGUACAAACCCCACCAAGAAGCCAGUGGUUCAAAAAUGCCGCCUUUUUGGCCUUGAGAAGCAAGCCACUAUAGAUGCAAAGAUACAAAAGCUAUUACAGAUGAAGUUAAACCCGUUGAAAUGUACAUUUGCUGUAGAAUCGGACAAAUUCCUAGGGUAUGUGGUAUCCAAGAAAAGGAUUGAGGUGAACCUAGACAAUGUUGAGGCUAUGCAGCAGAUGAAACCCCCUAAAACAGUAAAAGAUGUGCAACAUCUAACAAGUCGUCUCGCUGCCCUGCAUAGAUUCAUUGCCAGGUUGCCAAAAAAAAUGCCUUCUGUUCUUCAAAGCUUUGCGAUAGCUCAAGAACUUCCAAUGGACUGAUGAAUGCCAGUAGGCUUUCAAUGAACUCAAACAAUACCUGGCAUAACCACCCUUGCUCUCCAAGCCUGUCGAAGGAGAAAAGUUGUACUUGUAUCUGGGGAUCACAGAUGAGGCAGUUAGCUCAGCUCUGUUAAGAGAGUAAGAUAAAUGUUAGAAACCCAUUUGUUAUACAAGUAAAGUCUUAUAGGAUAC
Molecule: messenger RNA, 2202 nt
Organism: Rubroshorea leprosula
Lineage: Eukaryota; Viridiplantae; Streptophyta; Magnoliopsida; Malvales; Dipterocarpaceae
Source: the annotation of a GenBank genome assembly